AAUAGGCCGUUGACAGAACUUGUGCACAAACUGGCCAUGAUGAGGAACCGUCUUCAGCUCUGUGUGCUGGUCCUGAUCAUGCUGAGCUCAGGUUCGUGGGUCCACGGUGAAACCCCCCUGAGCGGAGCGUACCUGGAAGGAGACGUUAACUGUGCCAUUCUAAGCUCCAUCCACACUAAAGUAAUCGACCUUCACAAACGAACUAUGCCUCAGCCAUUCAUUUGUUCGGGUUUUGAUCUGACCACAUUCGCUGAGUCACUGAGCGCCAUCUACACGAUUGAACAAAUCAAUAACUCUACAUUGCUUCCGGGGAUUAAGCUGGGAUAUGAAGUCUGUGAUCCUUGUGCAUCUCCCACCAAAGCACUGCACUGUGUGGAACAUUUACUGGCUAUUAACGGAUCUCUGCCGGUCCUUGUGGACUACACAGACUUCCAUCCGCCAGUGAAAGCUCUUCUGGGAGAAAGAUACUCAGAGUUAUCCAUUGCUAUCGCCAAGCUUCUCAGCCUCUACCUGUUUCCUCAGGUCAGCUGCUCGUCCUCCUCUCCCGUCCUGAGCGACAAACUGCGCUAUCCGUCCUUCAUGCGUGUGAUACCAAGUGACUUCUACCAAGCUCAGGCGCUGAUCAAGCUCAUGUCUCACUUCUCCUGGAACUGGGUCGGUGUCGUUUAUGGAGAUGACGACUACGGCUUAGCGGCCUACCAAAGCUUCAUUCAAGAGUCAGAGGGAAAAAUAUGUGCUGAUUUUGAGAAAGUGGUUCCACACUACCUGGACCACAUUGAUAUCGAUAUGCACAUCAAAGAUGUUGCUCAGAGCAUAAAAAAAUCUAAAGCCAAGGUUGUGCUGCUCAUUCUAAAGCCGCAGCUGGUGGAGAAGCUCUUUAAGGAGAUGCUCCAAACAAACACGAGCAGAAUUUGGAUCGCAAGUGAUGCCUGGUCUAUGAACCGCUACUUAACAAAAAUAAAAGACAUCAACAAAGUGGGCGAAAUCUUUGGCUUUUCCUUUUCCAUGGGAAUUAUUCCAGGGUUCGAAGAGUACUUGAAGAACCUCAGGCCAACGCCAGGAGCGAGAAAUGACUUCAUAGAAGAGUACAAGCAGUUGAGACUGAACUGCUCGCUGUCGCCCUCCACCUGUGAUGUAGAUGACAUGCUCCAGGCAGUGGAACUGAGAGACGUCUACAGACAGAGAGUGGCCAUAUACGCUUUCGCUCACGGGCUCAGAGCGCUGCUGGCAUGCAACGAGACCGCCUGCUCAGGAGAAACUGACUUCCCACCCUGGCAGUUACUGAACAGUAUGCGCAGUGUGAAUUUCACGCUCGAUGGCAAUACAUAUUCUUUCGAUGAGAAUGGUGACUUUGCGGAUGGUUAUGACCUCAUAAUGUGGAGGCAAAAUAACGAUGAACGCAUUAUUGAAGUUGUGGGGAAAUUUCUUUUGAAACGUGGAGACGUGGAGAUCCUUAGUCAAUUUCAGUGGAUAAAUAACAAACUCCCCAAUUCCACAUGCUCAGAGCCUUGCUCACCUGGUUCUGCAAAGAACCAAUCUAAGAUCCCCUGCUGCUACAACUGUGUUCCGUGUGCUGAAGGAAGUUAUACUGAUGGAUGGGAUCUCCCUGAAUGCCUGAAAUGUCCUGCUGGAAUGUGGUCUAAUAAGGAAGACAGUAAAUGCGGAAAAUUCGAGGAGAAAUAUCUGGACUGGAAGGACAGUUAUCCCAUAGCUCUGUUAGCAGCUACAUCAAUAGGCUUGGUUUUAGUGUUGACUUCACUCAUCAUUUACUAUGUGCACAGAGACACAAUAGUAAUCAAAAAGGCUGACAAUACAAUGUCUUGUUUCAUGUUACUGGGGUUGGCGGUCAGCUUCGUCAGUGUCAUCAUGUUCAUUAGCAGGCCAAACGAGCAUCUGUGUCGGGCACAGCAGGCAGUGUACGGUCUCGGUUUCACUCUGUGCGUUUCAUGCAUUCUGGUUAAAGCCUACCGCACUUUCCUGGCUUUCAUGGCUUUUGAUCCAGACAAGCAGCACAAGUUAAAAAAACUCUACAAGCCUUUUAUCAAUUUAGUCCUGCUUACCGGUGGUCAAGGUAUAAUCCUUUUGUUCUGGCUGAUUUUCCAGUCUCCUCGCCCAGAUUUAAAGUGGCCUGGAACUGGCAUGGAAAAAUAUGUCGUCUGUGAUGAGGGCUCCAUUGUAGGUUUUGGGGUGAUGCAUGGUUACAUAGCUCUAUUGGCCUUCAUUUGCUUCUUUCUUGCUUUCAAGAGUAGAAAAGUCCCCCACGAUUUCAAUGACACUGGUGUCAUCAUCUUCAGCAUGUUGAUUCAUCUGUUUGUCUGGCUUUGCUUUAUUCCCAUUUAUAUUGACAGAAACAAGACCGAGCAGCGGCACAUUGUUCAAGCUUCAGCCAUCCUGGCCUCCAACUAUGGAAUAAUGUUUUGUCAUUUUGUCCCAAAGUGCUACAUAGUCCUGUGGGAACUGUCAGAGAACUCAAGGGCUUCAAUCAUAGGCAGGUUGGCUAGACGUGUUAAAGAUGACACUGCAAAUGCAAACAUUACUGUAUUAAAUGAUGCAAGUCGAAUCCCUCCAUCAUCAGUGAUAGAGAUCAACUCAGUUUCCAGUUCUAUAAAGGCAGUGAACUUAUUAAAUGCAGAUAAAGGCAGUAUAGACCUUACGGUGUCCCGCCAUGCCAAACUGAGACAAAGACACACUACUCAAUAAAAAUAAAUGAGUUGUCUUUCAUUCUCCAGCAAGUGAAUUUACAGCUAGCAAAUACUUAAACUGGAUUUUCCAUCUAACAUACACAUAUGGCUGAUAAAAUUUGGGGGUUUUGUAAAUUUUUAUACAUAUUGUUAAAUAGGGACUCUGCAUUUAUAAAUUGCUGUAAUAAAUAUAAGAGUGUAUAAAUUGGUUCAGAUGAUAUUGCAAACAAAAAACAAAAGCACUGGUUGUUAUUUUUGUUCUAAUUUGUCCACACAUGUGCAUGUUAAAAGAAAUUGUUUAAUCCUGUAUUUAUUAUUACUAAAAAUAUAAUAAUUAUUAUAAUAAUAAUACAGUAAAUAUUUAAGAUCUGGGAAAGCUUUUAGAUUUUUUUAUUUCAUUACAUGUUGUAAUUUAUUGUACAUAUGCCUUAGUAAAGUUCAUUGUAACGAAGUCUGACAUUAUCUCAAUCAUAUUUACACACUGCCUCGGAAAACCUUUCAGACAUAAAAAAAAACAACAAAAAAAAACAAAUCAGAUUUUUUGCGUUUUUCACAUGCUGUUUGACUAUAUGAAUGAUUGUAUGAUUGUGUUUAUGUCAUCAUUUGCUAAGGUUAACCUUUUGCUUUGUUUUGAUAGUUCUUUGUUUUGUUUCUGUGAAGCACUGUGUGACAAAUUGUCUGGAAUACUGCUAAAAUACUUUCUUGCUUGUAAUCACAAAACAUAUCAUCCCAACUUGCACUGUUGCUUCAUUUGGUUAAUAGCACAUAAAUUACACAACUCUUUUUGUACCGUCUUUACAUUUAAUAAACAAUAAAAAAUUAUU
This is a messenger RNA of Puntigrus tetrazona (Sumatra barb), 3505 nucleotides long. Its product is annotated as G-protein coupled receptor family C group 6 member A. The coding region runs from base 37 to 2700 and encodes 887 amino acids. Gene Ontology annotation, biological process: G protein-coupled receptor signaling pathway. The record is from RefSeq and is a predicted model, not a curated record. Gene Ontology annotation, molecular function: G protein-coupled receptor activity. NCBI's taxonomy places the organism in Eukaryota, Metazoa, Chordata, Actinopteri, Cypriniformes, Cyprinidae. Gene Ontology annotation, cellular component: membrane. The transcript is spliced from 6 exons.